GGGCGUCCCCGAGAUGGCGGAAUCCGAGCCCCGCGCGUCUGGGCGCAAAGCCACGGUGCCGGCGUCGGAGGAGCGUCCGGCCCGCGGACGACCCAAGCGCAAGCGUGCCCCCAGUGAAACCCCCGGGGAGGCCGAGUCCCUGCCCCCGCUGCCUCCGCCACAAGCAGCCCCCGAGGCCAGCCCGCUGGGUCGUCCGGAUGCCAGCCAGUCGAGCCCUUACGUGCUGUGUCCGCGCAAUUUCCCGCGCACCGGGGCCCCGAUCAUGAACGACGUGACCAUGCACAAGCACGCCUCCAUCUUCACCAAGCCCCUGACGGAGCGCGACGCCCCAGGCUAUCGGGAUCUGAUCUACCGGCCGCAAGACCUGAAAUCCAUCAAGUCGUGCAUUCACCAGGGCACGCGAGCAGUCACAGCGGCAGCAGAAGCAGCCAACACGCCCAUGGCAGACGGCGAGUCGCCCGCACCGGGGGGGACACCGUCCAAGAACGCCGUCCUCCUGCUCCCGCGAAGCGAGGAAGUGAUCCCACCGCGCGGCAUCGUCAACUCCGCACAGCUAGAGAAGGAAUUAAUCCGCAUGUUCGCCAACGCCGUCAUGUUCAAUCCGGUUCCACAGCGCGGAUUCGGGCCGGCGUUCCCGCUCACAGCGGACGGGGCGUCCCGCGAGAGUACCCUGGUGCCGGAGCCCGACGAGGGCGGCAUCAUCAAGGACACGCUGGAGAUGUUCGAGGACGUCGAGCAGGCGGUUACGCGGUGGCGCGCGGCUGAACGCACGGCGGAUGAGCUCGCCAGUAAGAGCGUGCUGGCUUUGCGGCGGAGUAGCGCUAGCGAUAUGAAUACCGAUAGUGCGGAUGAGGUUAAGGGGGAGAAGUGAGGUGGGUUUUAA
Molecule: messenger RNA, 883 nt
Organism: Aspergillus candidus
Lineage: Eukaryota; Fungi; Ascomycota; Eurotiomycetes; Eurotiales; Aspergillaceae
Exons: 1
Coding region: 14-871 (285 amino acids)
Cellular component (GO): NuA4 histone acetyltransferase complex
Molecular function (GO): protein binding
Source: RefSeq, a predicted model, not a curated record